CUAUAAAGCACGCAUUAUCACUUAGCACUAUACUGUAUAUGACUAUAACAUUUAGACCCAUAUCAUGAAUGAACAAACAAAAAUACAAGAAUGCCCUCGUAAACCGACUAUAUAUAAAUACCGCAGCCCUUCACUUCUUCCCUCCCUUUUCCUCCUCCUCCUCUGAUAAGCACGCGAUAAUUACCAUUCUGUCCAUAAUGGACUUCUCAGCAGGCUGCAUGCCGUGCAUCGACGACAUCGACAUGCAAGUCCUCGCGGCGAUGGCGGCAACACCGCCGCAAGUGGGCUUCGAAUUCGACCCCACAGCCAGCCCAUUCCCAGCUCAACCUCCGGCGACAGCCUCGCCCGAGGUCGACACAGCCGCCGCGGGGGAGUCUGAGUCCGCCGACGAGCGUCGCCUUCGGCGGCGGAUCUCGAACCGGGAGUCCGCGCGGCGAUCCCGCGCGCGGAAGCAGCGGCGCCUCGACGAGCUCCGCGACACCGCCGCGGUCCUGGAGCGCAGGGGGCGCGAGCUGGCCGCCGGCGCGCGCGCCGCUCGCGGCCGCCUGGCCCUCGCCCUGCUCGCCAACGCCGGGCUCCGCGCCGAGGCCGCCGUGCUGUCCCGCCGCCUCGCGGCCUCGGGCGCCUGUACGACGCCGCCGGCAGCGUCUGGCACGUGGACAUUGAGCAGACGAUCGCCUCGCUGAUCGCGUAGAGCGUGGAAUCGCGAUGCAGGCAUGCUAGCUGCAACCGCGUUUGCUCAUGCAUCCUGCUAUAGCGCCUGCGUGCACGACAGCACGAGCUUGUUUGAUCGGGGAAUAGCGUGAACGAACUUCAGUGGACGAUCGAUUAGCGUCCUGAAAGCAUGUAGACACUGCAGAACGUUAGGGCAUUAGCACCGAUCGGGAAGCGCCUGUUGCUCCGAUUCUCGAGCCGGUGCUGCCCUUCCGAGACUAAAGGGCCCACCCUUUAGUCCCGGUUCGGCGAACCGGGGCUAAAGCCACCAACCGGUGUUAAAGGAUCCUGCCAGGGCUACCACGUUACAGGACUCUUUAACACCGGUUGGUAGGGGUUCUUUUUUUUAUUUCACUUCUUCGGUUCUGUUUAUUGUUUGUAUAUA
Molecule: messenger RNA, 1099 nt
Organism: Sorghum bicolor (sorghum)
Lineage: Eukaryota; Viridiplantae; Streptophyta; Magnoliopsida; Poales; Poaceae
Product: basic leucine zipper 43
Exons: 1
Coding region: 69-686 (205 amino acids)
Biological process (GO): positive regulation of DNA-templated transcription
Cellular component (GO): nucleus
Molecular function (GO): transcription cis-regulatory region binding; DNA-binding transcription factor activity
Source: RefSeq, a predicted model, not a curated record